AUGGAAAAAUUACGCAUUGAACAGUUAACAAUAGUUGAUGCAUCUUGGCCAUUGUUAAAGCAAAUAACUCGGAUUACUGUAAGAUCUCUUCGACUGAUACGAUGUGGAAUAACGGAGAUUGAAGCAGAUGCUUUUCUGCCUAUCGCUGACAUACUGGAAAAGUUGGUCAUUGUUAAUAACUCGCUCGUUAAUUUAGCUACGCUUGGUUCUUUGCCUAAACUGCAGCUGCUUAACCUCGAUUACAACAAAUUAAAUGUGUUAUCGAAGGACGUGUUUAAAAGACUUGGAAAAUUAAAGCAUCUUAGACUGGAAGGUAAUAUGCUCAGCGAGUUGCCAAGGCAACAUGAAACAAGUGCAAUUUCCAGAGACCUACUGAAAGAUGUCGGAGAAACGUUAGAGCUACUAGAUUUGAGUAACAAUGCUCUUACGACGGUUCCUUCGGAUGCUCUCUCAACAACGAAAAACUUAAGAUAUCUCGACCUUUCUUACAACAAAAUAAGUACUCUUCGUAAAAUAGACCUACGUCAUAUGGAUAAGUUAAUAGAAAUUCGGCUGAAUGACAAUGCAUUAACAAGCAUUGGUGAUGGAGCAUUUGAUGAACUCACUCAGCUACAGUACCUUUACUUGCAACGGAACGGUCUUACUAACUUCGAUUCUUCAAGACUCCUCGACGGGUUAAAAAAACUUGAGGUGUUGGACCUCUCAUGUAAUAAUCUCGAAAAGGUACCCCACUUGCACAACCAUCCAAAUGUUCGGCAAGUAAAGUUCGAUAGUAACAAAAUUCGUGUUCUUAGGAGUUCCACUUUCAAGAAUAAUCCGAGACUGCAACUUUUAAGUUUACAGAACAACCGUAUUGAUUCGUUGGCUGAUGGGACAUUUCACGAACUGAAGCAACUAACAAUUCUUCUUCUGGAGAAUAACCUUAUUCACAGACUUAUGCUCAGGGGAGCCCCAAGGCUACAACAACUAAACCUUCGUAACAAUUCCUUGAAUGAACUGGAAAACAAUACUUUCCAGUUUGUUCCUGAAUUGAAAAUAAUUGACUUGUCUUACAAUGGUUUACACCGUAUCCCAAGAAAUUUAUUUGUUCCUUUACGCAGUGUGGUUUGGUUGGAUCUUUCGUUUAAUGCUCUGUCGUCUUUUGAAGAAGGAACAUUCAACUCCAGAAUUCCUCAUAUUAUUUUAGUUGGUAACCCGCUGGAAUGCGAUGCAAAGAUAGACUGGUUUGUUGCCUAUCUGAUAAAAAACCAAGUUCGUACACAACUGCCACUUCACCCAUACGUAACAUGCACUUCUCCAAAGAAGUAUGUCGGAGUACGGUUGCAAGAUUUGAUAACGAAAAAAGCGGAAGAUACGUUGAAUGCGGUUGGAAAUUCUUUUAAUCCCAAACCAGCGAGGAGCCAACAAGACUUCUUAUCAAAACUACUUCCCUCCACCUUGGGUAGGCUGAUUCCCGGGUUCACACCACCGCCACCUCCAAAUCCAGUUGCCGAUGUUCCUGUCAUUGGAGGAAUUGCGGAGGCAGUUCCUGCACUCAGGAACAUUCCUGGCCUUAGUCUCAUACCGAAGCCAGAAGAUCAAAUGGUUAAAGCAAUGCCGAAGCUUGCAAUUCCGCCAAAAAUUGACUUUACACAGUUGCCACCAGAUACAGUUGCUCGGGCUUAUCGUGGAGAGCCUAUUCCUGGAAUUCCCAAAGAGGCUACUGAACUUGGUCUCAAAAAUCACGUCAUUAAAGUCCACCAGUCUGCUGCAGCAAUGUUAAGAGGGGAUUCGCCUUUGAACAACCCGACCCAUCUUUAUGUACUUAAUUCUGUCCCCCCAGAGAUUAUUGCCGAUGUAACGAAAGGUUCAAAGUUACCGCAUCUAAGCGAUGAACAAAUGAAGGUUGUAAAGGACUAUUUUGACAUGAAACUGCCUUCUACAAGAAGUAGUGCGACCGAAAUUGAGGCAAUUGACUUUUCACCAGACAUUCUUAAACUAGUUAAGUUCCUUCCGCCAAACUAUGAUCUGAACAAGAUCCCGAAAGAAGUUAUUCAGUCUUUCGCAAGAGGGGAACUGCCAAAUCCGCAAAACUUGCCUGAGGAUCUCAAGAGUCAUCUAGCUGCCAACUUUGAAAAACUUAUGGUUAAAUUUUCGAAGGUCCGUGACAUCAACGACUAUUUCCAGGAUGAAGAUUAUGAAAAAGUCAUUGAAAAGUUGCCCAGAUUUGAGAGGAUUGAAGUAACCACUUUUAUUCCGUACGACAUAAAUUACGGAGAGAGAAGUGGUAUAAUCGGUAAAAGUUCUAUAAGUAUCAUUUCUGCUGCCGUUGUUAUCGUGCUUUGUGUGCAGAGAGGAAAAAAACUCGUUUCUUCUUCCAAAGACGGAAGCGAGGGGGGCGCGUAUCAAAGACGUUUCGUUAGUCUACCGCGAAGAGAUACAGGAAAGUCGUCAGCUGUUCAUCUGCUAUCUGGAUCAAAAGGCUCAAUCCCAUCCAAAUAA
Enterobius vermicularis (human pinworm) is the source of this 2481-nucleotide messenger RNA. The record is from the annotation of a GenBank genome assembly. NCBI's taxonomy places the organism in Eukaryota, Metazoa, Nematoda, Chromadorea, Rhabditida, Oxyuridae.